AUGGCAGCCGAUAGUAGGGAAUGCAGGGCAUUCACAUUCCCAGGAAGAGGUCUUUUCCAAUCGCCGGUGAUGCCAUUUGGUUCACAUUCAGCGCGUGCGACAUUUCAGCGAGCCCUGCACACGGUAAUAGAGCCGGAGGUGCAGCCUCAUGCGUGCCCCUACCUAGACGAUAUCGUCGUAAUAGGGGCAACGAAAGAGCAGCAUGUAGAGAAUUUGAGGGAAGUAUUCCGCCGUUGGGGCAUGUUAUUUGUGGAGAAGGAAUACGUACCGACCCAGAGAAAGUGGGGGCGAUACGUAACCUUAGGGUCCCGACUAAUUGAAAAGCCCCACUUAAAGAAGGUUCGGAAAUGGGCUUGGGAUGAAAAACAGGAGGAGGCAUUGCGUCAAUUGAAGGAUAGCUUCACGACUGCCCCUCUGUUGGCUUGUCCGGACUUUUCCGCCAAAUUCGUCUUGCAGACCGACGCGAGUGAGUAUGGCCUCGGCGCAGUGCUGACGCAGACGUUAGAAGGACAGGGUGAUAGAUGGAUAGACAGGUGGGUCGCCAAAGAGUCAGCCAAGUUCCCAGUCUACAUAGAAGAAAAUGGGCAGUUAUAUAGGAAUUUGAGGCACCGGACGGACGAGGAGGACUACAUUCCUUGCAAGCUUUGUGUGGCUAGUGGUCAGCGACAGAGGCGUGAGAUAAACGGUGUCAAGGAUAGCCCAGAGGUACUACUGGCCGAGUAUGUUCCGCGACGCCGCCAAACGGGUGGUCACAUGCUGACGAGACAGGUAGCGGAGCCGAUGGCAGUGCUCUACGCGGAUUUCGUCGGACCCCCUCCACGGUCGAGACAUGGCAACACGAUACUGGUGUUCCAUGAUGCCUUCUCAAAAUGGGUGGAACUGGUCCCACUCAGGAGGGCUACGACGGCCCAAGAAGUCAUACCUUCAAGUCGUUUCUGGAUGUAG
Molecule: messenger RNA, 945 nt
Organism: Drosophila montana
Lineage: Eukaryota; Metazoa; Arthropoda; Insecta; Diptera; Drosophilidae
Exons: 3
Coding region: 1-945 (314 amino acids)
Molecular function (GO): nucleic acid binding
Source: RefSeq, a predicted model, not a curated record